Molecule: messenger RNA, 2028 nt
Organism: Suncus etruscus (white-toothed pygmy shrew)
Lineage: Eukaryota; Metazoa; Chordata; Mammalia; Eulipotyphla; Soricidae
Gene: ERICH6
Product: glutamate rich 6
Exons: 13
Coding region: 1-2028 (675 amino acids)
Source: RefSeq, a predicted model, not a curated record
AUGGACUCGCCGCGGGGUGCGGAGUCGGUGUCGGCCGUGGACUCGACUUCGGCCAUGGACUCUCCGAGCAGCAGCUCCACGGAGUCCCCGGAGUGGAGCCAGGAGGGCCCUGGGGAGCGGGCGGAGCGGGAGUUGCACCUGCUGCAGGUGCAGGGCCGCAAGUUGCAAGACCUGGAGAAGGCGGAGUCCCUGGGGGAAGAGGAGGAGGAGGAGGAGGGCGAGGAAGAGGAGGUGGAAGAGGUCGAGGAGGAAGAGGAGGAAGCGGUGGAGGACGGGGAGGAGGAGGAGGAGGAGGAGGAGGAGGAGGAAAAGGCGAUCUCGGCCACCACGUCCACUUCGGAGACGGCGGUGGCGAUGGAGACCCUGGAGACCAUCCUGCCCGCCAGAGAGUUGCUCUGGCCCGCGCUGGACCUGGGCGAGGUUUGGGGCGGGAAGCUGCGGCCCCGCAUCAUCAGCGUCGUCAGCCCCAGCCUCAGCCCCACGGUCCCCAGCAGUCUCUCCACCCCCCUGAGCUGGACCGAGUCCAGCUCGGAGUCGAUCCCCACCCCGGGGUCCAGCCCCCCGAAAGAUAUUCCCAAAAUAUUCCAGACAUUUAAGAAAGACUCUGACCUGGACCUCCCGAGGCCUGAGGAUCAGAAAAAGUGGGUGAUCAAUCCAGAGGAGUCGAAGCUCAACAUUCUAUGCCAGUUGGAGUUCCAGGAAGACUUCAAUAAGCUCUUUGAGACUUCCCUGAGAACUAUCCCCAGCAUCGGUCCCCCACGCAUUCUGGCCUUCCGACGGGAGCUUGGCUUCCUGGGCAUGAAACCUAAGAAAGAAGAAGAGGAGGAGCUGGCACUCUUUUGUGAAUUUUGUGGGAGAGAUUUGAAAAACCUUUUUACCACGGUGGACACUAAUCUAGACAAAACCGGUCUGGAACCAGUGAAAAAUGCAGCCUGUUGCAGUUAUUUUCAAAAUAUGAUUGACUACAUCUACGCUGAUGAGGGCACUCCUUCAUUAGAGUUAAUAUCUAUUGGCCCCCACGCAGCUCAUGGCAGUGAAGCUGAGAGACAAAAAGCCAAGGAAAAAGCUCUUCAGAGAAAACUGGAGCAACAGUUUGCCAGGCAAUAUGCAAUGAUAGUCAAAAUCGAUCAGCCUGCUAUACCCGAAGAAGACAACAAACACUCUAGAAUUUCUUACCAGCUUUCUAUGGAUAUUCAAAUAAAAGAGACAGAGGAGGACAGAUUAUAUGAUAUUCUACUAAAAAAUAAAAUUAUAUCCAUUGUUUGUUGUGAUUCUAUGAUAGCAUGUGGAAAGACUUUGAGUGAUGAGUUCUUGGGGAAAGACUACAAACAUGGAAGCAAGUUUCUGACUUUCUUUCCAGAUGGCACAAUGCAAAUAUUUUAUCCAUCUGGAAACCUAGCCAUCAUCCGAGUGCCCAGCAAGGACAAUGGUUUUACUUGUAUCAUCCAAGAAGAUGCACCCACUAACCCCACAAUUCUGGCUGUGCUGGAUUCUUCUGGUAGAAGUGUCUGCUAUCACCCCAAUGGAAAUGUCUGGGUAUACAUCAACCUUUUGGGAGGUCAAUACUCAGAUGAAGCUGGCAACAGAGUGAGGGCCUGGAACUGGUCUGAUGCCCUUGCUCCCAUGUCCUUGGCUUCAUUCAAACCUGUCUUUUUGGCUCUGAACCACAAUGUGGGCAUCCGCAUUCUAGAGCAAGACAAGAUUGCCAUCACUUUCUUAGCAAUGGGCCAACAGGCAAAAAUAAGUGUUGGAACCAGAGUGAAGGUCUUGAACCCCAAGAAGCUUCCGGCACACCCGAACUUGAGUAAUGAUGAUAUUCUAUUGCUGGCCUUUCUAAUCAAGAUGAGACGCCUGUUCCAUAAACUUGAAGGAUGUCUGACUUUUCCCUCCAGUCACGUUUGGGAAAAAAUAAAGCAGCCUUCCUACCUUUCUACCCUUUCUCUGAAACUUAUUGCCCUUUGUCACAAUUUGGGCAUGGCCCAAGAGACUAUACAAACAAUAACAACCAUAAUAAAUGAAGACAUUUAA